AUGCCACCAAGAGCAACGAACCAAGCCUCAUUACCCGAAGGCGAUGGCCUUACGUAUGAUGAAUCCGACAUGGCACUCUUUCGCGCCAAACUCGCCUACCACUCCACCAUUGAGGCCCGCAUGGCAUCAAGAGACACCAACCUGGUCUCUAUCGCCGAACACCAAGGCCGUCUGCUCAAACGUUGGGAUCUGUUGAAAUCCCUGGAGAAAGAAAUGGCGGAGAAAGGCAAAAGCCUAGAUCCUGCAGAAAAACAACAGCUGGCCCAAUACGCAUGGCGGUACAAGACAUUGGAGAAGCUAGCCACGACCAAAAGCACCGCCUGA
Aspergillus alliaceus is the source of this 324-nucleotide messenger RNA. RefSeq lists its product as uncharacterized. The transcript has a single exon. Lineage: Eukaryota; Fungi; Ascomycota; Eurotiomycetes; Eurotiales; Aspergillaceae. The coding region runs from base 1 to 324 and encodes 107 amino acids. The record is from RefSeq and is a predicted model, not a curated record.